AGCCAAAAAUUAUACCCCUCUCUACCCCCAACGGGAUAACCCUAAAGACAGAGAUCACGAGCAGAUGGCGCUGCAAGGGUUGAAAUUUACCCCACCCCUUACAUCCUAACUGGAAGAAUAUUUGCCGGUGUACUUCUCUCUAUUGCAUCACUGAACUUUAUUCAGAACAGAAGAAUCGAAGGCACGCUCUUAUUUAUAUUCGAAGAUCGAAAUAUUCAGUACUUGAAAAACGUGCGAAAAUAGAAGUGUGUUUUGUGCUUGAAUGAAACAUGUUUUCGUUGUCUGUUUGUGAUCAGGUGCGUUUUAAAACCAAAAAAGGAACGGUGUUUACAUCUUUGCCAGUAUACUUGGAGUUUGGAAAAAUUACAAAAGGAGAUAAAAACAGUAAAUAUGUAAACAGUGGUGACUGGCUCAAGUUGAAUGCUGGUGACUGGGAAUCAAGACAGGUAGCUUCACCUACAGAUCUUCUCCAUGCAGUUAUAGCACUGUAUAAUAGAUGUCUACCAGAUGUCACAGUUCAAUCAUUGUACAGAACAGUAUGCGCAGAAGGAACAAAAACGCUCCUGCUUCUGCGCGACACAUCAGAAAUCCUACAAGAGUGGGAAAGUCACCAUCUUCCGAGCUCAGCAAGUCAGUCCAGAGAAGACUCAUUAGGAGAAAUCAACAACAACCCUGCCUUGAAUGGAGAGAAUGGUCAAAAAGAAAUGACUUCAAGUACCGGGGACUCAACUGAUGGAAAUGUAGAAAAGACAGAAGACGAGAAACAGAAAGACAUCAUAACGUCACUUUGUACUUCUCCAAGGUCUACGCCAGAUUUUGAAAUCAGCAACCAACAGCACCUAAAUCAAAAACUUGAAAGCCCUAUCAUACGCAACAACACCCCAACUUCAAACGCUAGCCUAACAGAAGGACAUCUUGAAGAAGAUUGGCGACCAUGGACACCAAAAAGCAACAACUAUUAUCUAGAGAGGUUCCGCCCCGUUGAUAACAGCCCUGACAGAAUACAUAGUCCCCUUAUUCAGACUUCCAAAAAUCGGAAUCUUCCACUUGUGCAGAAUGAUGGUUGCAAAGGAGAUUCAACUGAUGUUCAUAUGGAAUCACCUUUCUCCGAUGUUUUCAGCGACACUGAAAAUGAAUCCGAGACAGGAAGUGAUAUGGAGGAAGAUGAUGAACACGAAGAUUUUUCUCGGGGUCUGGACGCUUUUCUGAAAGCUGUUGUGGAAAGAAAAAAAGAACGGCGAGUAGCAUUAGAAAGAUAUUCACUUCAAUCAACGCAUGUUGGUAUUGAGCAUCGUCUGAUCGCUGCAGCUACAUUUAACAAAAAUUACAGAAUUCCAGGGACAAGAGUAGUUUAUUUAUCUCUGCUGACAGUUCGAAAAAGAUUUCGUAGAUGCGGAAUCGGAAAGUUUAUUUUGAAGAAAUUAAAGAGUCCAUCACAAGUUGGACCCUAUGAUGCUUUGGUUGUUAGGGCAGAUCCCUCAGCAUUGAAUUUCUUCCUCAAAAACAGCUUCACGGAUGACCUUAUCCUAAACAGUAGAUUCAGAGAACUAGAAAUCGAAGGUUGUCCUAAAGGUACUUUGCUGUGCUACUUGCCUCCAUUUGAUGGUCACUAUCCUCCAUUGCCGGGAGCACAAGAUUGGAAUAGUGCUGAUGCAGUAGUAGCUAUGGAUGAAGAAGUAGAAAAGUGGAGGCAGAAGAGCUUAGAAGCUUAUCAAACCCAAGUUACUUGUUUAACUAGAUUACAGCAAGAAGUUUUGAGACUUCAUACAUUGUUAAAAAGGCAAGAUGGUACAAUACAGUUCCUGAGGAAAGAGAAUAACAGAUUGCAAAACAGAUUAACAAAAGUUGAGAAGAAAUCUGCACAAGCACUAAUUGAUGUGUUAGAGAAAGAAGCAGCAGAUUUUGAACGUUUCUGCAACAUCCAGUAUCAAGGCAAUGAAGGUAGAUGAUCACCAGAGAAAGAAAAAAUAAAUGAGUGUUGUUCAAUUAAUUACAUUAAUUAAAGUUAUUUUCAUAUCAUAUAA
Molecule: messenger RNA, 2024 nt
Organism: Parasteatoda tepidariorum (common house spider)
Lineage: Eukaryota; Metazoa; Arthropoda; Arachnida; Araneae; Theridiidae
Source: RefSeq, a predicted model, not a curated record